Messenger RNA from Rhineura floridana, 2424 nucleotides. It is a transcript of the gene SUMF2, whose product is annotated as sulfatase modifying factor 2. The transcript has 9 exons. Gene Ontology annotation, cellular component: endoplasmic reticulum. The coding region runs from base 92 to 1057 and encodes 321 amino acids. The record is from RefSeq and is a predicted model, not a curated record. Lineage: Eukaryota; Metazoa; Chordata; Lepidosauria; Squamata; Rhineuridae.
AGCGAUUGCUUUCCUUGCAAAAUCUCACCUGCUUUGCUUCAACCAAAUCCACGGCGUGGGGAGGAUCCGGCCGUGCCCUCCUCCCUGUGCGAUGUGGGCUAGACCUGCCUUGUGCGGGGCGCUCUCCGCCUGCCUGAUCUCCGCCUGGGCACUGGCCGGCAGCGGCUCCCACCAGCCGGGCGUCGGAGCGGAUGGCAAUGUGGUGCGCCUGCCCGGUGGGGAACUCCAAAUCGAGACCCGUUUCUUUGAGGGCACAAAUGAAGACCAGGCCCUCCGGAAGGUGGAACCGUUCGUGAUGGACAAAUACCCAGUCACCAAUAAAGACUUUCGGGAGUUUGUGAGAGACCGGAAAUACAAAACAGAAGCCGAGGGAUACGGCUGGAGCUUUGUCUUUGCGGAUUUGGUACCUGAAGAUCUUAAGAAGAAAGUGACUCAGAGGCUGGAGUCUGCCCCAUGGUGGCUUCCGAUCGAGAGAGCAUUCUGGAGACAGCCCGCAGGUCCUGGAUCCGGCAUCAAGGACAAACUGGACUUCCCAGUGCUGCACGUGAGCUGGAACGACGCCCAGGCCUUUUGUGCGUGGAAAGGGAAGAGGCUGCCCACGGAGGAGGAGUGGGAGUUUGCCGCCAGGGGAGGCCUGGAGAACAGGUUGUAUCCUUGGGGGAACAAAUUCCUCGCCAACCGCACAAACCUCUGGCAGGGCAACUUUCCCACUGCCGACUCGGCAGAAGAUGGGUACCAUGGAGUUUCCCCGGUGGCUGCGUUCCCUCCUCAGAACAGCUACGGGUUAUAUGACCUGCUAGGAAAUACUUGGGAAUGGACGGCCUCGGAAUAUCGCCCAAAGGGACCUGCCUCCCGCCAGCCCACUCAGGAGAUGCGAGUCCUGCGGGGAGCAUCCUGGAUUGACACGGUGGAUGGCUCAGCCAAUCACAAGGCUCAGGUUACAACAAGGAUGGGGAACACCCCGGACUCUGCCUCUGACAACCUGAGCUUCCGCUGUGCUGCCAGCCUCACCAAGCAGCGAGCCAAAGGAGCCGUGAGGGAGAAAACUGAACUCUGAAGAUGCCACUUUUCCAAAAGGACACGGAUCCUUCCUCCUGUGGAGAGACCAGCCAUCCCACUCUUUUCUCGGGAGGAAGCUCAUGAAAAACGAGAUUUCAGAAGGGCUGAAUCGGUGCUACAAGGUUGAGCCAAAGCAACUCUCCCCAACCUGGUGGCUUCCAGAUGGUGUUGGACUUCAACUCCUAGUAGCCCAAGCGGCCAGCAAAAUAGCCAAAGGGCAGCUGUGAUAACGGGAGUUGGAGCCCAGCGAUGGCUGGAGGGAACGAGGUUGUGGAAUGUGGAGAUCAGACAAGGGCAGGGAAGCUUUUCCAAUCUGAGGGCCACCUUCUCUUCUGGGGGCCGCAUUCCAGUGGUCGGUGGGGCCAGAGGCAACAGUGGGUGGAGCAAUUAAUGUAACUUUUACCUUUGCACAGUAGGCUAGUUUCUACACCCACCCCCUCCCAAAUCCUGCAUUUGGGUAAGCAACAGGCAUUAUCCGAGUUUGUGGACAUAUCCCAGGCAAAGACACUAACAGAUUGCAACUCGGGCAACGAGGGGUGUGGUCUGGGGAGAAUUCCAAGGGCCAGAUGGAGAGGUCUGGAGGGCUGCAUUUGGCCCCCAGGCCUGAGGUUUCCCACCCUUGAGAUUGAACUUGGGGCCUUUUGUGUGCCAAAAAUGGGCUCAGGUGCGUCCAAACGGUUUGGAGCAAAGUGGGUCUUUCCAGACCGGCAUCCAGGUGUGGCCAGGAAAAAUACAGCAAGCAGCCUGUGAGGGCGAGAGCCCUGCUUCCAACCCCAAAAGGGGAUCUGCCGCCGUAGCAGAGCUGGCAAAGGGCCCUCUCUGCUUCAGACGUAGAGAGCCGCUGCCCGUUCGAAUGGGCCAUGCUAAGCAAGCUGGGUUGACCCGGAUGCAAUGUUCAUCACCUGAGGCCCUUCUCCGUGUGCUCCCUCUGAGGGAGGUGCAGAGGGCAGCUGUGUGAGAACAGGCCUUCUCAGUGGUGGCCCCCAUUUGUGGAUUGCUGUCCCCAGGGAGGCACCAUCACUGCCAGUUUUGAGGCAUCAGGUAAAAACAUUUUUAUUCACCCAGGCCCUUGAUUUCCUGUUGUUUUAAGUCAACUGGAUCUUGUUUUUAUGUAUCUUGUGAAUAUUUCAGGAGGUUUUUAUUCUUGUUUUUAUAUCUGUUUGCAAUGUCUGUAAGUCUGUUGGAGUUUCAUUUUAGGGGGAAAAGAGCACCUAAUAAAUACAACCAGUAAUAAUAAUCUGGGGACCUGAGUUUGAAGAACGCUGCCCUAAGCACACGCGAUUAUUUUCAGAAGCAAGAUGUCACCGUGUGAUAAAUAAAUAAAAGCCCGUCGAAUAAAUAAAGCACAUUUAUUGAUUCUUAAAA